Bipolaris oryzae ATCC 44560 is the source of this 2904-nucleotide messenger RNA. RefSeq lists its product as uncharacterized. The transcript is spliced from 4 exons. Lineage: Eukaryota; Fungi; Ascomycota; Dothideomycetes; Pleosporales; Pleosporaceae. The record is from RefSeq and is a predicted model, not a curated record. Bases 1 to 2904 code for a protein of 967 amino acids.
AUGACGGAAGCCGCAGGCCUGGCUCUGGGCGUCGUUGCCCUGUGGAAGACAUGCGUAGAGGUGUUCGAGGUUGUCGAUUCUGGGCGCAGCUAUGGUAUAGACUAUGAGCUUCUCCGUGUAAAGCUUGAGGUGGAGCGAAUCCGUCUGGUGACAUGGGGCGAUAUGAUCGGCUUGGAUAGAGAGAAUUCGACAACGCAACCUGAUACGCGACUCCAGCAGAGCAAUGUGAACGAGACAGUGAUGCGACUCCUUGGUUGUAUCCAGCACAUCUUCGAUAACUCAGAGCGGCUGCAGAGUAAAUACGGGCUCCGGCCGUCGGAAGGCCAGACCCAAAAUGCUAGUAUCGAUGUCGGGGUUGGGCCUGGGAUCUUGGGUGCGGUAUUCAGGAGGCCGUAUGAGAAUCUACGAAGGGCUGCGAGGGAAAGACAAAAAGAUACGGCGUUGAGGAAGAAGGCAUUGUGGGCUAUUCACGAUAGACGCAAGUUUCAGACUAUGAUCAUGGAGAUCAAGGGGUUCAACGAUAAUUUGGAGAGCUUGUUUCCCGGAUCACGGCUUCAGGUUGCGGAGGCGUUAAGGAUAGAUGUGGAGAAUAGCGAUGCGGUUGAGGAACUUCAGCUAUUGCAGGAAGCAACGUCUGAAGACCAUGAAGUGUUAUCUGACAUUGCAUCAGCCAGGCUAGAGGCUUUGGGCGCCAGCACUGUAAGAUCAGAGUUACUCACUGACAGGAGCACUAGACUCAGACAAAUUCAUUUAUACCGCUCGGCAAAACAAAAAGGUGCUCUAUAUAUCAGUAUUCAUGAUCCGCAAAGCUACUCUUCCAAGGUCUCGGCAUAUGUUUAUCAUGAGGAGCAGGGAGAGGAUCGCUGGUGGUCGCGAAAUGAAGACGGUUAUAUAGAACCGAUACAUGCAUGCUUUGAGCUAUAUAAGAGAAAGAAAUUCCACGCCAAACGGAGGGGAAAAGAUUAUGAUUUGGGCACUGAAGACGACAAUCUUCUAUUCAGCGUCGAAAGCAACUCGGAAUACGAAAACGUCAACCCAGGAACCGUCACAGUCAAAGGAUUUGCGCUCGAUGCAUGGGACUACGAAGACACCAACUACCCUCGCGAGUCCACCGUUAUUACCAACGCUUCUGAUCCAGGAAGCAUUACUGCAAAAAAGCUGCUGCGCCGUAUCGACGAACUCCAGAAAGGCGCCGGUAAACUCGGGUGGAAUCCAGAAAUAGAUCUUAUGGAUAUGAGAGAGUUUACUGGAGGCAUGGGCAUUACGUACUACGAUCCCGCGUAUGAGUUCCGCUCGAGCAGCCAGUUGUCCAAUUUAUACAGCAUGCUUAAUCGGUCCGAUAUUUUUGUGAAUUUCCUCGGCACAUCUAGCAUCUGUCUCGAAUGGAAUAACCCAAAGAAGAACGGCGGCGGUAUCUGGAAUUUUCUCUGGCAAGUCAUCCUAGCCAAGGAGCUUGCACGGCGACUAGAGAACAAGACUGAGGACAGUUGGACUUCAGGGUUCACGCCUCGAGUUCUUGCAUCCCUCAUCGUGAGCGACCUCUGGCUCAAAAAUGUAGAAAUCGUCCUCGGAGAACCAAGAUUCAAUUUAGCAGAUCUCAAGGGCAUCCAAGCCUUUGAGCAUGCCAUCGAGCUGGCGGGCAACGAUGUCUCUGCCGCCAUGCGAACUGGUCUCGCUGACGCAAAAGCCCAACUAGAAGCUGAGCUCAAGAAAAUCGGCGACGAGAAAGACCUGAAGAAGCACAAAGAGCUACGAAAAGCGUACGUAGAACAAGACUACGACACGUUGAUGAAAGGGGUUGAGAUGCACUCGCGCUGCCAUGAGCAACAGGUAGAAGGACUGCUGCUGUUUGCCGAGAAGAUAAAGUGGCCAUGGAUCAACGAGGUAAGAAACUACGCAGAAGAAGCAUACAGUGACCUACGAGGGGGGCAGAAUCUUCCUGCAGACUUGCAUGACUGGCUCUUUGGCAUGACACUUCCGGGUCAAUGGUUUGCGUUCAAGAUCAUGACCGCGUUGAUCCUAUGCACGCCAUCGAUCAAGCAAAAGACCGGUAUAGCUCCCUUCUUUGACUGCGGUCUCUCCCUCCCCAGGAAAUCAUACUGGAGAGUCCGUACAGUACUCGGCCGAGUUCUUGGCUGUCUCCCAGGCAUCAUCUCACUCUGCGGGUGGAUCGGACCUUGCCCACCCGUAGAAUUUCUCUCCCCAAUCCCCGACGAUGCAGACAAACCCCGCCACAUCCGACUAAAAGCGCGCAACAUCAGUCUCGUAAAGCACAUAACUCGUGACCCCAGUGCGCCAAUCAUAAUUGGUAGCACUGGCCGCCGCUACGAGGACAUGCAGCCGAAAGAAGACGAAGAAAUCGAGCCCUGGAUGGCCGACAUGCGCAACGCAAGCAACUGGAUCGUCCCCGAGCCCCCCGUCAAGCAAGUUGGCACCUGCGAACUAAAAGCUAUACAGCUCAAGCGCAAUAACACCGGCACAGGCUCCAUCAACGACCAAGACAAAGUCAUGUACCUUGCCCAACUCGUCUUCAAACGAGACGACAGCCCAGACCUCCAAACGUACAAACUCUUCACCAACCCCGUCUUCGUGACGCCCCCACCUUGUCUUCCCGGUCCAAAGGGCGCCCAUGAAAUUCAUCUAAGGGAGCUGCAUAGAUAUAGUGAGAAGAAUAUUUGGACGAUUGAGCAGCUGAAGGAUCAUACGGCUGAGGAUACUGAGGAUAUCGACGUCAUGGUGAUUAAUGCUACGGGAAAGGGAGCAGAGUUGUUGGCCAGAGCUUGGUGUUCGGAGCGGGGGAAGAAUGCGGUUAUACGGAGGGCGGGCGGGCCUUGUUAUGUUUGUGCUGUGCAGGCGGCUAGUCAGGAUGGUCUGCGGACCGGAGUGUUGAUUUGGGUUUCUUGA